Messenger RNA from Etheostoma cragini (Arkansas darter), 4789 nucleotides. RefSeq names its product serine/threonine-protein phosphatase 2B catalytic subunit alpha isoform-like. The transcript has 14 exons. The coding region runs from base 332 to 1900 and encodes 522 amino acids. Gene Ontology annotation, molecular function: calmodulin-dependent protein phosphatase activity; calmodulin binding. The record is from RefSeq and is a predicted model, not a curated record. Gene Ontology annotation, biological process: calcineurin-NFAT signaling cascade. NCBI's taxonomy places the organism in Eukaryota, Metazoa, Chordata, Actinopteri, Perciformes, Percidae. Gene Ontology annotation, cellular component: calcineurin complex; cytoplasm; cytosol.
CAGCAUCAGGCAGUCCCGUGAAACAUUUGCGUGGGAGUUCCCUCCACCGCCAUGUUGGGGGUGCAUCGCUCUCUCUCCCUCUCUCCGUUCAUCCUCCCCCACAUUAACAGCUUAGCACAGCAGCAGCAGCUCCUACUGUACAGCAUCCAGCAUCCAGCAUCCAUCCCUGCCUGGGGAGCAGCAGUCCUACCCGGCGCAGCACCGACGCACGGAGGGGGCGCAUCAUCUAAGUGAUGCCACAGCAUCAGUCGCAUUUCGACAACAAAUACUGAGAGUAGACUCUUAAAGGAGGGAGAGAAAACAGCUUCAGCCUCGAAGACAGCAACUGCCCAUGAAGAUGUCUAACGCUGACCUCGUCUUAAACGCCACCGAUCGGAUGGUGAAAUCUGUCCCUUUCCCCCUGAGCCACCGCCUUACAAUUAAGGAAGUGUUUGACUGCGAAGGGAAACCUCGUGUGGAUCUCCUGAAGGCCCACCUCACCAAGGAGGGCCGUGUAGAAGAAGCUGUGGCUCUUCGAAUUGUCAGUGAGGGAGCAGCUAUCUUGCGCCAGGAGAAAACUAUACUGGACAUUGAAGCACCAGUCACAGUCUGUGGUGACAUCCAUGGGCAAUUCUUUGAUCUGAUGAAGCUGUUUGAAGUGGGAGGAUCACCAGCCACAACACGGUACCUGUUCCUCGGGGACUAUGUGGACCGUGGCUACUUCAGUAUUGAGUGUGUUUUAUACCUCUGGUCACUGAAAAUCCUCUAUCCAAAGACACUAUUUUUACUUCGGGGAAAUCAUGAAUGUAGACAUUUGACAGAGUAUUUCACCUUCAAACAAGAAUGUAAAAUCAAGUACUCAGAGCAGGUUUACGACUCAUGUAUGGAUGCAUUUGACUGCCUUCCCCUGGCUGCACUCAUGAACCAACAGUUUCUGUGUGUUCAUGGUGGGCUCUCACCUGAAAUACACACCUUAGAUGACAUUAAAAAGUUGGAUCGGUUCAAGGAGCCACCGGCUUUUGGGCCCAUGUGUGACCUGUUGUGGUCUGAUCCUCUGGAGGAUUUUGGCAAUGAGAAAACCCAGGAAUAUUUCAGCCACAACACAGUGCGAGGAUGCUCCUACUUCUACAGUUAUCCAGCUGUAUGUGAGUUCCUACAGAGCAAUAACCUAUUAUCAAUUAUCCGAGCGCAUGAAGCACAAGAUGCAGGCUACCGGAUGUACCGUAAAAGCCAGACCACUGGAUUCCCUUCCCUCAUUACCAUCUUCUCAGCACCAAACUACCUGGAUGUUUACAACAACAAAGCUGCUGUACUGAAAUAUGAAAAUAAUGUCAUGAACAUCCGACAGUUCAACUGUUCACCCCAUCCCUACUGGCUGCCCAACUUCAUGGAUGUCUUCACCUGGUCCCUGCCAUUUGUUGGCGAGAAAGUCACAGAAAUGCUGGUGAAUGUGCUGAGCAUCUGCUCUGAUGAUGAACUCAUGAUGAAUGAUGAAGAUGAGAUAUUUGAUGCCAAUGCAGCUGCAGCACGCAAGGAGGUGAUCAGGAACAAGAUCCGCGCCAUUGGGAAAAUGGCCAAAAUGUUCUCAGUUCUCAGAGAGGAGAGUGAAAAUGUGUUGACGCUUAAAGGCCUGACGCCCACUGGCAUGCUGCCGAGCGGGGUUCUCUCUGGAGGCAAGCAGACACUGCAGAGUGCCACCAUUGAAGCCAUCGAAGCCAUCGAGACAACUGAUGAGGACGGAGAAGCUAUCCGUGGGUUCUCCCCCCAGCACAAGAUUGCCAGCUUUGAGGAAGCCAAGGGCCUCGACCGCAUCAACGAGCGCAUGCCACCUCGCAAGGACGGGGUGAACCACGUGGGUCACUCCAUGGGAAAGAUGAAUAUGUCAGAGGCAAACGGCACGGAUGACAACAGCAACAUUUAGUCACGUGCUGUCGGAGCCUCAGAACCGUACUGCUGUUGCUCUGUGCAGCAAGACAUUGCCAAAUUGGGAAUUCCGGCCUCAGAACAGGAAAAAAAAAAACAGGCCGACUGACAGAACAUGAAUAUCUGCAGCAAAACUAAAACAGGCGAAAAAGGUCAUUUUUUUCAUGACAGUAUGUCAUCGCACAGUCAGGGGAGGGGGGGGAGGGGGGGGAGGGGUUCACAGCAGAGUGCAGGGAUAAGAAGAGGCCAGAAGGCUGCAGCCUGACAGAAGUGUGGUUGAAAGUUGUUUCUGCCUGUUGUUCCCUUUCUCAGUUCAAUUACAGACUGAUAUGUUGGGGGUUGUGUUGGUCUGAGUGCUGACAAAUGUCUGCUCCUUCAUCACAGGGCCUGACAGAAGACAUAAUCGCAGUAUCCAUGCCACACUAAUCAUGUUACGGUUUCAUAAAGUGUUCAUUAUGAAUGACUCACAAAUUCACUUCAUGAGGAAAAGAAUCCGUUUUGCUAGUAUUACCAAGUCACACCACUAAAUGUGAACCUCGUAAAACUUGCAGUGCGAUCUUAUAGCAGUGGACUUAAAUUGAUUAAUUUACCCUGUAGUAAGAUGCCACCAUCCUGCAGGGAAAAGAGGACAGGGUACUCACCAAAUCCACUGCAGUCUGAGCUCAAACUCCUCUUUGGUACAUUUCAACACUACUUCACGCACUGCUCCUUUCCUCACCUCCCUCAUUAUCAGUCAUCUCCUAGCAAGACGUAACUUGGAGGGGAUGAGGGAAGAAAGGGAGGGGAUGAAAAGAGCACUUGUAAAAUUUGGUUCCACUGCAGGUACUUCAGUUUCACAGGUAAACACCAAGAUUUGACAUGGAAAAAUGCAAAAGGAGCACACUAUCCCACAUAAAACUGAAACUUCAUCAGCAUCCGUAGGGGAACCUCAAAGGGUUAUAUUUUUGUCCAGACCAUCCUUAAAAUAUAGUUCUUCCUCUAGUAAAUGUUUAAGUAGUUCACGUCAAAGAAGCAUGGCUUUUUGAUCAAGCUAUACCUCACACACUUUCUGAAAAGUAUACACUUGAGCAUCCUCCACCGAAAGAGGCUUUUCCCAUCUCUUCUGCAUUUCUAUGACUGGCAACAAAGCUGCAUUAACACCUGUUUCUGAUCCCAAAAGAAGAAGAAGAGAAGUGAUUUUGAACUUUGGGACAUACUCUGCUGCCACACACUACUCGAUUAUUUCUCACCUGCUUGUUGCUAAAGAGAAAGUAAAACAAUAUGUGCAGUAACUCAAGUAUACAUUAGCACCCUUUGAGUUUUUGCACUGUUUGCUGAACUGCAAAUUCACGCAUAAGAGCUGCACAAAGUACUAUAUCAAAGUGAGAAGGAAAUUCUACAAAUUUGUGAAUGCAUAGAAUUGAAACAUCUUUGUUUAAAGAGUAUUUAACAACCACACCCAUUGUGUCAUUAGGAAUAAGCUGGCUUAGAUGUAUUUAAGGUAUUUGAAGAAUGUAUCCGGGCCAGAAUUUAGUUAAUUAAUGCUUCUUUUUAGGACAAUUUUCUUUUUAGUGAAAAUUGAUCUUAGAUUAAUAUAAAAAUGUAAUGUAAAAUUAGUUCUUUUAUUAAAACUGAGAACAAUAGGCCAGGCUUUUGGUUUAUGAAUCCACCCAUCUUCCAUCAAAGUGUGUUAAUCACAUAUUUCCUUAUUAUUUUCCUAAUCGGAUUUUACUGUGCAGUACAGUGGAGAAACAGGCCGAGAAAAACUUUCCUGAAGUGCGCACACUGUGAUCCAAAUUAAACAUCAAUUCCCAUGUCCAAAUUAGGGCUGGGCAUCGUUGAAAAAAUGUCGAUACAAUUACUGAUAACAAUAACGUGACUUUGAUGCCGGUUCCUGAACGAUACUUUCUUUCGAUGCCAAUUUUAUAAACUCCAUUUAAAAACAAAAGAAAUUCUAACAUUACACAUAAUGGCACAACUAUUUUUAUUUAUUUAUCGGCUCCUACUACGUGAGCCCCGUCUCUGUGCGUAACGUAGAGCUUUGUCCUGCGAGUCUCUACGACGUGUAACAGCCAAUCACCAGCAACACUGAAUCUUGGUAGAAGCAUCCUGCGUGCUUAUUGGCUCACUGAUGCUGAUGAGAUUUCCUCCUUAGGUAGUGAAAUUUGAUAUUUAAUGACGUGGCAUUUUUUGAGUAGGCAAUUCGGCGGGUGCCUAAAAAGUAUUGAAUUCGGUUCCCAGCCCUAGUCCGAAUGGCCGAUAGAAGAAGAGAAACAAAAUUCAAACUAAAACCGGAAACCUUUUUCUUUAAAAAUAAAUCAUUUGGGAAAGUGGAUACCAGUGAAGCCAGAACCUCAAGCGAUACUUUGUAUCACAUAAAUUUCUAGAAUUUCCUUUCAUACAUUAAUAUUUUUUCUACUUUAUAUUUCAUCUUUCUAUUUAAUGAUAAAAGUAUGUGAAUUAAGGAUGGACAAAAAGUGAUUUUUAACACAGCAUCUAUGGUAUGGAACGCAUCAAUGCAUGCAAUUAAGUUCCUAAUUGUUAUGUGAGAUUAUAAUUGUGAUAGUUGUGUUUCAAAUAGUAAACUUGAAUUAUUUUAUUUUUGAAUCACAUUUAUAAUUUUAUUUGACUUGUUUUAUACAUUUUAUAAAUAGGCUUCCUUUGAUAGUUUCUUGUCCAUUUUUUGGUUACGUUACUUAUUACCACUGCUUUUAAUUUUAUAUUGAUUUAUUGUUUGCAGAGAUGCCCUUCUAAGGUGUGAAGCCUUGUUUAUUUUUUUCUGUUGUACUCAUGUACAGAAAAUGUUCAAUUGUGUGAAUGAAUAUAAUCUCAGUGAAAAGCAACUUUCAGGCUGCCAAAGCAUGAUAGCAUGGUUUUCAGAUGUUAAAUUAAAUGAACACAAAGAAAA